AUGGCUCCCGCUCCAGCGGCCAUGGAUGUUGACGACGAGGGUGCUGGUGGUGGAGCCAGGAACCAGAGCACCAUGGUGGUGGUGAAAUCUGACUGCACAAACACUGACCCUCUGGUGGUCGGUCCUGAACCUGUGGAAGACGAGGGAGGUGGAGGUGAUACCACCGAAUGCUCGAGCUCGUUUGGCGACACCUGUUCUGGAUUUCAAGAUGCGGCAGGCGAUGGUGAACCAGAAGUGAAUUCUGGCAUGUCUGCUCGUGCCGAUGGUGGCAGGCCCUGGAAGCCCCCUAGAUGCCAGUGGUUAGAGUUGCGUAUGAGGGAGCUCUCAUCUCAAGUAUCAAAGUAUGACAGGGAGCUUGCUCUAAACAAGAAACAAAAAGAAUUACAAGCAGCAAGCAAAGCAAAUGGUUCUAUGUCAGAAUCUAUGCAGAUUCACAAAGGUCAUGGAAACAGUAUCAUGAAGAGGACAAAGCGGAAGAGGCAUGAAGAAAAUUUGGAUACUCCUUUGUACAUCAACAAGCACCAAAUAUUGUCAUACUACCAUGAUAAACAAAAUAAGGGAGCUGAAACUGAUGGUCUCUUAAUUGAUGAGGAUUGUGGUAGUACAGUUCCUAUCCGAGGCGGACUUGACAGUGUUACAUUGCUUGAUUCCGAGGAUUAUGAUGUGAUUUUUGAGCAACUCUCUUUAAAGGAUAUUCUCUUGACGAUUGAUGGGGUUCAGUCUCGAGUUCAUCUGCUUCGAGGUCGUCUCAGCAAGGCUCAUUAUGAAGGAAGAAAUUUGGCAUUUUCUGAGGGCAAUACUCAUGUCAGGGUGUCUCCGAAGAGACAGCAUACUCAAAAGCGCUCAUCUUAUACAGAAUGUAGAUAUACUAAACCACAGAAAAAGAAGAAUCUAAAUGUUUUGCUCAAGGAUGAUAGUGGACCAGCUCUUUCAGGGAGACCUUCUUUGCCUGACAAGGAAACUGAUACUCCUAUAAAAGAUGCAGAUAGGAUUGCUGAAGAAAGUAGUGGAGAGGGCAAACACUCGAGGGAGAAAGCCAUAACGAUGGACCUUCUCUUGGGUAUUGGCAAUUACAUACCAAAUGGUUAUAUAGAGGAUUUAUGCAAAGAAAACGCUGACGAUAUCCUCAUAGACAAUCAAGCAACUAGUGAUGUCUGUCAGCAGUUUGACAAGGCCAAGCAUCUGCCUUCUGGAACUUCUUCCAAAGAACAGAACGUUUCUGCUCCAGUGGAAGUGAAGAACACUUGUGCUCCAGUAAAAGUUGAUAGCACUUCUGCUCCAGUGGAAGUAGAUACCACUUGUGCUCCAGUGGAAGUACAUACCACUUGUGCUCCAGUGGAAGCAGAUACCACUUGUGCUCCAGUGGAAGUACAUACCACUUGUGCUCCAGUGGAAGUAGAUACCACUUGUGCUCCAGCGGAAGUAGAUACCACUUGUGCCCUAGCAGUGGGGCAAGAAUCAUUUGUUGAAAAGUCACCCUCGAAGGAGCCUGUCUCUUCUGGGAGCAAACAGGAACCGAACUCUAAGAAAAAGAGGAGGAAGAAAGGCUCUUUGUUUACCAGGAAGAAGCAGAGGAAAGAGGCGUCCAAUACAGCUGCUGCAAAGGAGAAAACUGAGGGCAGGCCGUCAGCUGCAAAUACCCGAACUGAGAGCACACCCUCUGCUGUAGCAAAGCAGAAAACCGAGGGCACAUGCUCUGCUGCAACAGGGCCGCAAACCAUGACAGCUCGCUCUGCUGGAAAGAAGCGCAAAUCUGUAAAUGAACCUGCAGAUGCAAAGGAGCAUGGAUCUGGGAACUCAUUCUCUGCAUCGACAGAGCAGACAACUGGGAAGCCAUCCUCAGCAAUGAAGAGGAAAGAGGCAUCCGAAACAUAUGCUGCAAAGGAGAAAACUGAGGGCACGGGCACGCUGUCAGCUGCAAAUACCCAAACUGAGAGCACACCUUCUGCUGUAGCAAAGCAGAAAACCGAGGGCACACGCUCUGCUGCAACAGGGCCUGAAACCAUGACAGCCCGCUCUACUGGAAAAAAGCGCAAAUCUGUAAAUGAACCUGCAGACGCAAAGGAGCAUGGAUCUGGGAACUCGUUCUCAGCAUCAAUGGAGCAGAAAACUUGGAAGCCAUCCUCAGCAGUGAAGAAGCAGAAAACUGAAAAGUCGUCCACUGCUGCAAAGAAGUAUGGAUCUGGGAACUCAUCCUCAGCAUCGAUGGAGCAGACAAUUGGGAAGCUUUUCUCAGCAGUGAAGAAGCAGAAAACUGAAACCUCGUCCACAGCUGCAAAGAAGCAUGGAUCUGGGAACAAGUCCUCAGCAUCGAUGGAGCAGAAAACUGGGAAGCCAUCCUCAGCAGCGAAGAAGCAGAAAACUGAAACCUCAUCCACAGCUGCAAAGGAGCAUGGACCUGGGAACUUGACCUCAGCAUCGAAGGAGCAGAAAACUGGGAAGGUAUCCUCAGCAGUGAAGAAGCAGGAAACUGUAAGCUCGUCUGUAGCUGCAAAUAAGCAGGAGGCUGAAAGUGCGUCCUCAGCGAAAAAGAAGCAGGUGACUGAAAACUCAUCCUCCAAAGCGAAGAAGGCAGAGACUGCUGCGAGUGCUGCGACUGCCCCCUCGAAGCUGCAGGUUGAGAAGGCUGUGCUGGUGGCUGUAGAUAGCAGGAGGAGCCAAAGGGUCCGGAAGCCCAAAGUUUUUGCUGAAUGA
Molecule: messenger RNA, 2694 nt
Organism: Miscanthus lutarioriparius
Lineage: Eukaryota; Viridiplantae; Streptophyta; Magnoliopsida; Poales; Poaceae
Source: the annotation of a GenBank genome assembly